This is a messenger RNA of Stylonychia lemnae, 4836 nucleotides long. The record is from the annotation of a GenBank genome assembly. Lineage: Eukaryota; Ciliophora; Spirotrichea; Sporadotrichida; Oxytrichidae.
AUGCAUGUGCUCGCUUCUGAAAGAGUAAACUAACUUAAGAAAGAAAUAGAAGAUCUUGAUAACAAACUAAUGAGUACAAAUACCAUUAAUUUUUAAGAUCUCAAAUCUAUUCGCCACUAGACAAUAAGUGAUAAUCCUCUAAAUUCUAAUCAUUUUGAAAAAAGUUUCAACCCAUAUCCCAAAAACAAUGAUUCUUUUACAGACGAUGAAGAAGAAGAUCACUACCAAAAUUACCCAGAUCACCAAGGAAAAUAUGGAACUAUUAGCAAUAAAAGUUAUGAAAUUGAAGAAUAAAUCUUAAGAGGAUAGCAAAGAGGAAAAUCAAGCUAAAACUAUUCUGAUAAAUUGAAGCUAGAUCAUAACUAUACUACCAGUGACUUCACUGAUCAAAUAGGAAGUGCUUAGAAUAAAAAUAAUCACUAUAAUUUUCAAACAAUAACUCCUCAAAGUAGAUAAUUGGUAGGCCAGGGGAACGGUCAAUACGGAAAGUUAAAUAUGACAAAUAUGAGUCAUCUUUCUCAUGAAGGUGAAGUGUCAUUUGAUCUCGAAAAAAUUUACCAAAAGCGCAAUGAAAACAUAAAGUCAGCUUUUGAGAGCAAUCUUAAAGAGAAGAAGGAGUUUAUCCAAAGUCUUGAGCAUAAACUUAACAAUAUUUAAAAGGAUUGUGAUGCUAAGACGUUAAAGUUAGCUCAUCUAAAAUACGAGAGAGAUAACAUUAUCAAUCAAAUUUAAAUGGAAGAGCUGAAGAAGAAGGAAAUGUAAAAAGAGGUUAAUGAACAGCAGAAGAGAAUAGAUAUUAAAAGAAAAGAAGACGAAAGGGCAUAUAAUCUUGCUUAAAAUGAGAUAAAGAGAGGAAUCGUCCAACAAGAACAAACGUUACAGCAGCUUUAUGAAAAAUCAGAUUUAUUGAGCCUUAAACUAGGAGAAGUAUAAUAAAACAUUCAUGAGUAAAACAAGCUUUUCGGCGGUUAGAGUGGGACUUCAAAUGAACUAGAAGAGAGAAUAAAUUAGCAAAGGUAAAAGAUUUCAUCGCUACAAUCAAAAAGACUAGAUGUUGAGAAUAAUGUUCAGCUACUAAGGGACUUCCUUAGAUAGAUUAGUGAAGAGAUUUAGAUGACUCAAGAAGAUUUAAAUGGCAAGCUUAUGUAAAGAGCAGAAUUUGUAGCUUAGAGAGAAGAACUAGACCAGAUGUAUGAGUCUGGCAAGAAGGCUUUUGGUAAAAGUUUCGAAAUCUAUCUCAAAAUUAAAGAUAUUAAUAGCAGCACUGGUAAUCUCCAUUCAGCUAGAUAUCUAGACGAGGAAUAUGAAAGCUCAAAAGCUUAGAGUUUCUUUGUUGAUAUACUUUAGUAGCUAAGAUCCUCAUGCAAGAGUAAAUUCUAUGAAAAAAUAAAUCAAAUUUAAUAAAAAAUAGAGCAGGAGCCUCAUCUAUUAGAUCUUGAGAAAUGCAUUUAGAUGAUCAUAAAUUUAUCUAAAUCCCUUGGUAUCCUAAUUGAGCGAGACAUGUUGCUUUAAAAACUCCAUCAAUAGAGUUUGGAAAAAGACCGCUUAUUUGAGAAAAGAUAGGUUUAACUGAUUGAUAUUGUUAACGAAAUCAAAAGAUUUGAGAAGCUUAUCAAGGAAAACUCAAACUUAGUUGACAAUAUGAUAUUGCCUUAGCUCAAAGCUAUGUCCACAACCUACAAUGAGCAUAAGUAAAAAUACAAAAAACUUAAGCAAGCUUCAUUUGUACUUAAAGAGAGGAUUAAGAAAGCAGAAAAAGAGCAUCAGACAUUGACAGAGGAGAGGAGCAAAUUCCAAUCAUAAUUUCAUUUAGGUUCUUAAGUAAGACAUAUUGAAUAAGAAAUACUGAUAUUAAAUGAAAGAAUAAACCAGGAGUAGCAAGAGAUGGAUAGAUUAAAUGAAAAUGCGUCUCAAAUAGAAAAAGAGUACAGAAGAGCUCAAUAAUCAUUGCUCCUCAAAGAAAGGGAGUUACUUAGGAAAUAUGCUACAGAUUCUUAGAAAAGUUUGAAUGGAACUUAAUCUCAAUUGUUACAAUCAUAAAUCAUCAAGCAAGAAUAAGAGGAAGAUAGACUUAGAAAGAAAUUUAUUGAAAUAGAAGAAAAAAUAAAGAUAACUUUGAAGGACAAAGACGAAGUCUAUAAAAACACAAUUCCUAAUAAUAGAAGGCACUAUUAGAAUUAGUCAAGACGAGAAGUUAAAGAUGAUUUCUAGGAUGAGUAUUAGGUAACAUCCGUGACUGAUAGUGAGAUGGAUAAUAAUAGCUAAAUGGGAAGAAGCUUAAAUAAUCAAAUGAGAUAGCAAACUUAGAACUUGAGAUCCUAAGAUACCUUACAAUCCAACAACAACUAGCAAAGAACAUUUCAUUCUAAGUCUAACUCUAUAGCUUUAGAUGGAAGUAAAUAGUAAUAAAAAUCAUCUAUGAAAAUUGAAAAAGAAAAUUCUCAGGCUUAAAUCAGAAGAAAAAGCAUUGGGAAAAUUGAUUUGACUAAAGCAUUGGCAUAUAGAGAUAAUAUGUUCAGUAUAAAUGAGCCAGAAAUAAUUAAAAAUCAAAAGAGUGAUAAAGAUAGUGCGGUAUCCUAUUAUAAUAACAGUGAUCAUAACUAGCUUCUAUCUAAUUCAACUAAUGUUCUUGAUAAUGAUACUAACAAUAGAAAUUAAUUCUACAUGGAUAGCAAUUAUCAGAAUAUGAAUUUCAACUCACUAAACAGAUACUGCUCUAAAAAUGCUACAUAAGGUAGUGAAAUGAGAAACCUCGGAGAUGAUAUCAUUAAUAUUCUUUAACAGAGUAACUUCCUUAAUGAGAGCCAGACGAAUCAUUCGAAUAUGUCGAUACUUAAUCUAUCUGAUCUACUAAUGAAUAACAAUGCACUAUAGAAUCUGCUUAAUCUUGCUAAUACCUAAGAGUCUAAAUAAAUGUCUUAAUCUAUUAAUAUUCAACAGUAGAAUGAUAAUGAUCCAUAAAACAGGCCAUUCUCUCAACUGACUUUCAACCACUCAUAAAAUGAAAAGCAAGCUAAGAAUAUGAUGUCAAGCGAAAGUUUAAAUUUAAAUUCACAAAAAUAUCAAGUAAAUUAUCUACAAGAGUCUAAUUUAUCUGAUUAAAACACAUUGUAAAACUCUUAGUACUCUUAUAAAUACUAACCUGAUAUUAAGAUAACUAGCAAUCAUUUAAGAGAAUCAACAAAUAGGUUACUAUAAAGUUCGAAUUAAAAUUCUUAACUAUUAUUUGAAAAUACAGGAGUCUAAAAUAUAAAUAACUAAAGCAAUGUCGCAGACUAAUCUUUAAUUCAAUGUCUGAAUGAAAUUAAUAAUGGAAUGAGCAAUAAAUCAAAUACUAUCCAGUCAUUAUAAGAUUUCAAGCAGCAAAAGAAGAAUCAAAGCAUGAUGAAACGAACUUCAAUUGAUACGGCUGACUUCUAAUAGUAUGAACCAAAGCAAUCCCAUACAAUAGACUAUGAGUCAAGAGGAUAUAUGCAUUAAGAUUAAAGCUAACCCCACCUCAGCCCAUAGAUUAAAUGUGAUAGAGUUUAGCAAUAUGAGAUUUCUCAAAAUGAUAACUAAUAAUUUCAAAGUCUCAAUACUAUAGAAAUGAGAAUGUCAUAAUAAAAUCCAUUGAAAUAGAGUAUUAUUGGAUAAAAAAAUCAGAUCAAGAGUAGUUGGAUGUCUAAAUACCUGAGUAACGUUAAUGAUUCAUCUAGAUUAGACUGCAUUCAGGAAAGUGUAUCACCUAAGCCUAAUUAGAAAAAGGCUUAGAAAUUGAGAUAUAAAUCUGGAGGAAAUAAUUAAGUUAGAAAUAGAUCAACUUCACAGGAGUAAAGAUUCAAUAAUAACAGCAAGCUUAAUAUGUCGAUUAACUCAGUCAACUCAAGCAUGAAUUUCAAUACAUUGCAUAAUUAAUCUUGCUAUGAAGGCAUUAAUAGGUCCAAUUCAAGAGGAUUUACCAAGAAGAGCAGAAAGCUAAAUAAGUCUCUCAAUAACGUUGACUCCUCAAUAAUUUUAUAGCAAUCAAUUAAUUCAUCUUUAAUGAAUCCUAUUAACAUGUCACUUAACUUCUAAAACCUCUCAAACUUCAAAAGUGGUUAUAAUGGUAACCAUCAAAAUAGUUGCUUUGUAAAUUUUUAGAGUAACAAUGAAUCUGAUCCAUUGCAUUUUACUAAAGUUGAAGUGCUAUUUGGAGAAAGAAUGGUGCCAUUACUAGAUGGGGCUGCUUUUUAUAAAAAGUUUUCGAGUAGAUAGAGUCUUAAUGAAAAUGCUUUUGAUCCCUUAAAUGCUGAUAAAUUCCCCCCAGAAUCAUGUGGUUACGGUAUUAGACUAUUCUAACUAGAUAAAUCCCUCAUGAGUAUCAAUAUAAGAUAGAGUCUUAAGAACGCUGUUGAAAAUACUAUUUCAUUAAAUGAAAUAGUAAAGCCAAUCUUGCCGCAAACUACAAUGGAUAUCAUCAAAGCGCAAAAAUAAUUCUCAUUAUAAUAGCAGGCUAACUAGCUAAGAAAAAGCAGUAGAAAUGGAUUUCUUGGACAUUAAGGGCAAGGUAAUCAGCAGAGUUAAGUAAACAGUGCUAAAGAUCUUUUAGAAGAGUUUUUAAUUCUUGAUACUAAAGGAAGUAUUAGUCAUUUAGCUAAGAUUGGAAUAGUCAACAAGAACAGCGAGCUUUAUAGACAAAAGUGUUUGGAUUCUACUUAUUAUCCUUUCAGUAUUGCUCUCACAAAAGGAAGAGUUGAGCUUAUAGCAACAUCGUAUGAGACUCUUAAAAACUGGAUUAUAGGAUUGAAUCUUUUAGUAAGCAAUAAGAAACAUAUUCCCAAAAUCAGGUAAAUUAUGGAUAUAAGGCUUGAUUGA